AUGCUUCUCCAAGGACCAGAAGUUCUAUUUAAAGUGGCCCUGAGCCUUUUGGGAAGCCAUAAGCCUUUGAUUCUGGAGCACGAAAACCUGGAAACAAUCGUUGACUUCAUUAAAAGUAUUCUUCCCAAUCUAGGCUUGGUACAGAUGGAAAAAACCAUUAACCAGGUAUUUGAGAUGGAUAUUUCCAAACAGCUUCAAGCUUAUGAAGUUGAAUACCAUGUCCUUCAGGAUGAAUUAAUAGAUUCCUCUCUCAAUGACAAUCAAAGGAUGGAUAAACUUGAAAAGGCCAACAGUAACUUGCGGAAGCAAAACUUUGAUCUCCUUGAAGAGCUGCAGAUGGCUAAUGGGAAGAUCCAAAACCUAGAAGCCAUGAUCGAGGUUCUGCUUAACAGUGAAGGCAAAUUGAACCAGACCAUCCGCGCUCUGGAACUGGAGAGGAAAGCGCUGUUAGAAAAUCUCAAGGAAUUCCACAUGCAGUCAGUAAACUCCAGUGGAAAAACUCUUCCCUCCGAGCAAGGACGCACAAAUGCAGCUAACUGAGAAUUUAAGGCUCAGCAACUCUUUUCUUAAGCAACUCUUAGAUUUUUUUGUAUUGCCCAUGCCUUACCUUUUCUUCCGUUUCUCAAAUCGUGUUGCACAGAGGAGGAAAGUGUUACAGUGCUUACUAAAGAUCUUGCUCGUCUACUACGUCCCAAAUUUUUUUCACAUAGUAUACCUACAGAGUACAAUUAUAAGCUUUGUUAUAAUUUGACACAUUUCCACCUGGUUGUAAACUUCUGGAGUCCUUUACCCUAUGGUAAUUGCUUGUCAUUCUAAGGGUUUCACCGAGGUUACACCAAAAGGGUUUGGAGGAAAUUCCAGGCUAAACCUCAAGGGCUGCAAAUUUCUCAAGGAAUUUCAAUUUUAGGAGCAUGCUGGAGUGAUUUAUUUCCCAUUUCAGGGGCUAAUGUGUAAUUCUUUCUCCAAAGAGGAAAGUGAAUUCUACUUACUCACAGUGUGUUUUUAAAACUUGCCAGGGGGACGCUGACAUCAUGAACCACGAAGAAGCCAAACAUCACCCUAUAAUUUUGGGGACUACUCUUUGUUGUUGCCAAUGCGAUAAAUAUGGUUUUCUGUUACUUUUAAUCUAAUGUUGUAUCAUGGUUGAAUGCUUUGAUAUCAGGGUCAAGGAGAUAGCUUUCCUUUUCUCUGUAUUGGCAGAAUCUCAAGCUUUCAUAUCUUUAUAGUUGACUAUGCCUUAAAAUGUUGUAUUAUUUAUUUUUGAUUCAUUGUGCCACAAGCCUUUGUUUUCUGAAUGCAAAGCUAGUCGUUUCCCCUUUUAAUUCCAGUUGCUCAGUCAGAUAUCAAGCAAUUGUAGUUGAUAACACUUCAAACAUCACCUUUAAAAAUUCCAGAGCCACUUAACAAAUGAAAGAUAUUCCUAUACAUGUUGCACUUAGAAGCAUAUUACACUGAAGAAGAUUAUGGUUUUAAAACAGUUUUAUAAAAAAAAAAUAUGUUUUAUUAUUUUUCAUUAGGAGUGCAGGCAUCGUUGUGCACUGAAAAUAUAUCCUUUUUCUGUCUGUGGAAUAUUGAGAUAGUUAAAAGACUCCAGGUAGUCAGCAAAUAUUCUAGGAUUCAUCACUGUGCAAUCAAAAUUUUAAUCAGAAUGAUUGGUUAAGAUCACAUUUACUGGUAUUUGUUUUCAAACAAAUGUGCAUGUUGGUGAUUUUAAAAGUUUUAACCUAGUUACACGAUGAUGAUGAGACUCAUUGAGUGGUUUGCCACUGAUUGAAGUAAAUCUGCACUUCUAGGGGUAUUUGCACUACAAAUGUAACUCAAUUAAACAACUCUUUCAUCCUGGGGGAGGGGAACAGUUCCAUUUUUAAUGGUAAUGGUCUCUGAAAGAUCAUUUUUAAUAUCCUCGUUGAAUUAAUUCAUUUGACCUUUGAAAGAAAAGCAUAACAAACUAGCACGUCUCCCCUCCCUGAUGUAGUGUGGUUAUUUUUUAAAAAUAAGAGUUGGCUGCAUUAAAUAAGCAAAGGUUCUUUGUUUUUAAAAAGUUAUGCUGGCUCCUUGGAAAAUAACGGUUGAAAUUCACCACGUGGUUUUUUUGCAUUGAUAAAUAUUAGAAAUGACAAUCUUAUUGACUUUGCUGUUGUUUGGUUUGAUGUUAAGGCAUCAUCACGCACAUGUUUAUAUCUUUGUUUUUCGGUAAUUAUUUCAUAUUGUCAGAUUCAGACACCUACUACUGUCACUGUUAGUAUGCCCAACAGCAUUGGAUUUGGACUGACAUUACCCCAUCUGUAAGUUUUUUGAACACUUAAAAAAAAGCAAUAAACAUCAAAUUCAUGUGUGAUGAUCCAAAAAUCUGGAAAAAAA
Molecule: messenger RNA, 2361 nt
Organism: Notechis scutatus (mainland tiger snake)
Lineage: Eukaryota; Metazoa; Chordata; Lepidosauria; Squamata; Elapidae
Source: RefSeq, a predicted model, not a curated record